GCAUCAGUGUCCCCCUAGCAGCCAAGGGAGGUGGUCGCAGUCGCUCCCGCUUUUCCUUCGCUCGCCCGAGUUUACUAAGUGUUAAUCCGGAAAGUCAAGUCUUGGCGGGUUGGUGGGUGGAGUCGCUUGGGGCUUGAAGUGUCCGGCGACUUAGAGGCGUAGACACAGACGCUCCUUGGCGGUAGUUAAUUGAAUUGUUAAGUUUGUUAGUGAAGUUAAAGUUACAUUGGCGGAGAGAGAGAGAGAGAGAGAAAGGAAAACGAGGAGGAAAAGUAACGGACGAAGAGAAACUAUAAGUACUGGAAACGAAUAAGAGGUAAAACAUUUUAUCCUUUUUUUUUUUUUGUCUAUUAUCAUCUCAUCUUCCUUCCUCUACCUCCUCACGGACACGGAAAACGAGAGAAAGAAAUAAACAGACGAGAAAUUAAACAGACGAAGAAUUUGAUAAGCAAAGAAACUACACUUAAUUUCCCAUCCUUUAUACCUCUAUCUGUACCUCCUUCCUUUGCUACGCUUCAAGAACACGAGAGGAAGAAAAAACUGACAGAAAACAUUAAGAAGAAAGACAGAAACGGGGAAAAUAUUAAAAAAACACUAGUUAAUUUCUCUGUUUUUGUAUAUCCUCUCCUUGCUUCACGACCAGGACAGAGAAUAGAGGAAGAGGACACGAGGACACGAGGACACGCAAUCAUGAUGUCCCAAAGAGUCUGACGCUUGGUGUGUGUCCUGUCCACCUCCACCCACUCACCUGUCUGUCAAUCACUCAGCUCGUGUCAACUUCAGUGGAAUGCCACCCGCCGGCCGUGUCUCGCUGGCCGGCGUCCUCACCUGCCUCGUGUUAGUGGUGACGUCAUCCGUGGAACCUCUGGGGCAGAUUGAGGUUCCGCGCCACACCCCCCACCCCUCUACCACCACGCCACCCCCUGCCUCCACCCCUAUCACAUACAGAACCGGUCCCAGGGUGGACGCGCGUCACUCUGGCAACGUGUCCUCGGUGCUGGGGCGGCAGGCGUCCCUCAGGUGUAGAGUGGUGGACCGCGGUAACCAUACGGUGUCAUGGAUCAGGCACCGAGACCUGCAUCUCCUGACGGUGGAACAAUACACCUACACUUCAGACCAGCGCUUCAAGGCAAUGUACGAGCCGUCCACGGGAGACUGGGUGCUGCUGGUGGAGUGGGUGCAGGAGCGGGACGCCGGGGUGUACGAGUGUCAGAUUGGCACCACGCCACCACGCAGCCACUUCGUCACCCUCCAUGUUGUAGAGCCCCGCACGGAGAUCCUUGGCGGCGGUGACCUGCACAUCAACACAGGCUCCACCAUCAACCUCACCUGCCUCGUCCUGUACCACGCCCGCUCCCCCGACGCACUCAUCUGGCUCCACGAAGGCAAGGAGAUCCACUAUGACUCAGCGCGGGGCGGAGUGAGUGUGGUGACGGAGGCAGGCGAGGUGACCCGUUCCGCACUCCUCAUUCAGCGAGCCACUCCGGACGACUCAGGCAACUACACCUGCCAACCCAGAGGCGCCGACCCAGCCACAGCAAGAGUACACGUCAUACACGGCGAGCACCGGGCGGCAAUGCAAGGAGGCGUGGGCGGAGGUGGAUUCCCUGCCGAUACACGCUUGGUCACGUGGGCGGCCCUAAGCUGUCUAUGGUGGGCGUGGGUGGGGAGGGAGGUUAGACUACUGGAUCUAGUUUGGCGGCCUCCCUCACCCCCGCCCAUGCCACUCGUCCUGCUUCUCGCGUCACUGUUGCUGCCUCACGCCCUCGUCCUUGUCAUCCCCUUCCUGCCCCUGCCAACGCCCCUACCGCUGCCCUCCUAGAUGAUACAGGUCAGAGAAACAGCAGGAGUCAACGCCCCAAUCCUCCUGCCUGCGUGCGUGCGUCCAUCUGUCUGUCUAGUAGAAGUGUGACAGCCAGGCGAGGCAAGCCAUCUAUCUACCUAGUCAUGAGGCGGGCUGUGUGUCUGCGUCUGUGUGUGUGACUGACUAGCUGGCUGGUCGAUGGAUGGAACGACAACGAUGUUAUAUCAAUUCUGAGCCCAACUCGUUGUCAAUUUCACCACUGCCACCACGACCACCUCCUACUAUCACUACUAAGACCUUGAACUAUCUGCAGGACAGGGUGUGGUGUGCUGCGAGGUCAAGGGAAGGGGACAAGUUGUAAAUAUUUGUAUAAAGAUAAGGUUUACAAGGAAGAGGAAGCGAAGGAGGAGGGAAGGAGUGAGUAAGCUGACGAUUAUGUCCGGAAGUGUGAGAAAAGGAACGAUAGAGAAGUGAAUGAAGACGAAGGGAGUGUUAAAGAGAUAAAAAAGUGAGACGAUGGAGAUAAAAGGAUUAAGAGGUAUAGAGGAGGGAGGAUUGAAAAAAAGAAAGGUGGUCGCCAUAUUUUUUUUUCUUUUUGUGUGUGUGUUUGUAACUCUGUGAGAAGGAAAGAAAGCAGAACGAAAGUGAAAAUAAAAGAUUAACGAGGAAAGAAGAGAGAAAGAGAUGGAAAAAGAGAAAGUGAUAUAAGUGAAUGGGAAAAAAGGGGGAGACCAAAAGGCAAAAGGAAAGAAAAAGGGUCAAGAUGAAAAAAAGAAAAGGAGUGAGAAAAAUGAAAGCAAAAAAGGGAAAACUCAAAAGACGAAAGGAAAACAAAAUAAAAGAGUCUGGAUGAAAAAGGCAAUGUGAAAAAAAAGGUGAAUGGAAAGAAAAAGGAUUAAAAAGAGAAAGAAAGGAAGAAAGAAAAGUAAUGGUCUCAACGUGGCGUGGUGUCGAAAGCGUUUUUGGUGGAAAUGCAAUGCUCUCUCUCUCUCUCUCUCUCUCUCUCUCUCUCUCUCUCUCUCUCUCUCUCUCUCUCUCUCUCUGUAUCUUUGGUGUUGAAUACGUAUGUAUAAAAAAAUGUUUGUAGAAAUGAAUGAAAGUCAGUAAAGAAACUAUAUUUUUGCUCUGAAAUAACGUUCACAUUCAUUUCUGCACACACACACACACACACACACACACACACACACACACACACACACACACAUGCAGGACAAGGGUGUGAAGAGAGAAGUGUUGUCAACUGUACAUAUGUGAACAAACUUAACAUGUGUGUGUAUAUGUGUGUAUGUGUGUAUGUAUGUGUGUUUACGACCCCAUGCGAGACAGCAGCUGGUUCGUGUCUCAGUGCAGGUGUGGAAAAUAAACAGGUGUGUGUUGUGUGAAGAAAGAAAGAGGGAAAAGACAAAAAAAAAAAAAAAGCAAUAAGUGAGAUAACAA
Portunus trituberculatus (swimming crab) is the source of this 3241-nucleotide messenger RNA. Its product is annotated as protein sidekick-like. The coding region runs from base 788 to 1822 and encodes 344 amino acids. Gene Ontology annotation, biological process: synapse organization. Gene Ontology annotation, cellular component: neuron projection membrane. Lineage: Eukaryota; Metazoa; Arthropoda; Malacostraca; Decapoda; Portunidae. The transcript is spliced from 10 exons. The record is from RefSeq and is a predicted model, not a curated record.